AUGGCAGACAAUAUGUACUAUCUCCAGCCCAUGAUAUUUGGCGUGGUGCUAGCGAUGUUGUCCGUACGGAGGCUGGGGCGUCGUGGGGAGAUGUUGCUGUCGCAGGGGAUGACGGGGCUGUCUUUGGGGGCACUUGCGGUCUACGUGCACCUCUUCCCUACAGCCGGGGCCUUCUACCCUCCACUUGGAGGCUACCGAAACAGUUCUUCCCUCACUCUCGAGGGCAAUAUUACUGAAUCAGAAGUCCUCACAAGAGCCUCACAGGCACUAGAAGACAGGGAGGCCCCAGCCCACGGCUGGGUGCCUCUCUUGUGCCUCACGUUCGCCCAGAUGUCCUGCAGCUUUGGCCUCCAGAACAUCCCCAAUAUUCUCUCAUCAGAAUAUUUCCCCACGGCCAUCAGACGGCAGACUAGUUUUAUUCAAGCGUCCAGCAACUGUUUUAUGAUGGCGGCAGCGAUGCGGGUGAUACAGCUGCAGCUCUACUCCCCCAUGAGGGCAACCCUCACCCACCUCGGUCUGCUGGUGCUCUGCAGCGCCUCCUGCCUCCUCUCGCUGCCUCUUAGCUUCUUCUGCAUCAGGGAGUCGCUAGGCCAGAACAUCGGCUGA
Hyalella azteca is the source of this 606-nucleotide messenger RNA. RefSeq lists its product as uncharacterized. Bases 1 to 606 code for a protein of 201 amino acids. The record is from RefSeq and is a predicted model, not a curated record. Lineage: Eukaryota; Metazoa; Arthropoda; Malacostraca; Amphipoda; Hyalellidae. The transcript is spliced from 4 exons.